CCAAAAUAAAUAUUUUAUUUUUUUAGAAUUUCAAAUAUGUUUUUUAAUUUUUUUUUAAUAUCCCGGAGUUAGACACCCAACUCGGGACAAUCGGGCUCAACAAGGGCCCGAACCUGAGUUACACGACUGAGUACAAACUACUCAGCCGAUUUUUCGAUCACUGCUGCUUCACGAAUCACUGGCCAACAACUAGUUGUAAACAAAUGAAAAGAAACCAAGAUGAUAAAUCAGAAUGGAACCUCAAACAAAUACUAGUCUCCUGGCGUUUCAGAGUCCACUAACCUAUUCAAGUGGUUCUUUUCAUUCAUAUAUUCUUACUACAUCAGAUAUGUUCGCAUUUGAAGAUCGUUUUUUUUCUGUUUUCUUUUUUUUUUGGGUUAAUCAGUGGGGAGAUGCCCUUACCUUGGUAGGAAUUGAACUGCAGCGUAUUCGUUAAGCGCUAACCAUUUAAGCCCGAGGUCUUUUUCUAUAAGUCAGAAGGGAUUUGGUUCCUGUUUUUGGUAGGAAUGGAGUUAGAGAUCUCAUCCCUGGGCUUGGCAAUAUAACUGUUAAGGCCCAGGCCAUUUUCAAAAGACUCAAUCUUAUUCCAUGUAAAGGUUUCAAGUCUAACUUUAUUGGUGAUUUAUGUGCCAAAAUAUUUAUUCCUAUGCUACAGGAAUCAAAGUGGCUAACUUUUUGAAUUGCAACGCUUGUGACUGCCAAAAAGAUCAUCAAAUCCCAAGUUACUGUACUUCGCCCUAUCUUUCCUUGCAGCAUGUAGAGAUUCUAAUCCCCAGUCCAAAGAACGAUGAGGUCUUACUCAAGUUGGAGGCAGCAAGUCUCAAUCCAGCUGAUUGCAAAAUUCAGGAAGGCAUGUUGCGACCAUUUUUGCCUGGCAAGUUCCCAUUUGUUCCAGUUACAGAUGUUGCUGGUGAGGUUGUUGAAGUUGGUUCCAGAAUCCAGAAUUUCAAAGUAGGCGACAAAGUAGUGAGCAUGCUACACUUCAUGAAUGGAGGUGGGCUUGCUGAAUAUGCAGUGGUGAGUAAGACCUUGAUGGUGGAGAGGCCACCAGAGGUGUCAGCCUCAGAGGGCGCCGCCCUACCCAUGGCUGGCCUCACAGCACUACAAGCACUUACUAAGGCUGCUGGUCUUAAGCUUGAAAAGAGUAGCACUGAUAAAGAGAUAAAUGUGUUGGUAACUGCUGCCUCAGGUGGGGUCGGGCACUUCGCUGUUCAAUUAGCAAAGCUCGGCAACAUUCAUGUAACCGCCACAUGUGGUGCCCGCAACAUAGAGCUGGUUAAAAGCUUGGGGGCUGAUGAGGUGAUUGAUUACAAAACCCCUGAAGGUGCUGCCCUGAAGAGCCCAUCAGGCCGAAAAUAUGAUGUUGUUAUUCAUUGUGCUACUAAUAUCCCAUGGUCUAUUUUUGAGCCAAACUUGAGUGAGAAUGGGAAGGUGAUCGAUAUGACACCCCGUUUGAGGGCUUUCUUGACUUCUUUUACAAAGAAACUGACGUUUUCCAAGAAGAAGCUGGUGCCUUUGUUUUUGGCGCCUAAGGGUGAGAAUUUGGAUUAUAUGUUGGGCUUGGUGAGAGAUGGGAAGAUAAAGGCUGUGAUCGACUCUAAGUUUCCGCUGGCCAAGGCAGAGGAGGCAUGGGCGAAGAUCAUGGAUGGGCAUGCUACUGGGAAGAUCAUUGUGACUUCGGAGUAGAGAGAGAAUAUUGAGUAGUGCGAUGUGCGAUGGUUUAUCUGUGUAUUGAGGGUGUAUUUUGUUUUUGCUUAUCCUGCAUUGCAGUUGCUCGAGUGUAUAUUUUGAGAGACCUGAUUACCUAAGUGUCAUGAAGCCCCUUUGGCAUGAACUGAUGUAUUAGUUUAGUGUACAUGCAUCUUGUGGAUAUUAAUUCUUAAAUUUAUAACACAAUACAUGGCCAUUGUAGA
Molecule: messenger RNA, 1913 nt
Organism: Amborella trichopoda
Lineage: Eukaryota; Viridiplantae; Streptophyta; Magnoliopsida; Amborellales; Amborellaceae
Product: chloroplast envelope quinone oxidoreductase homolog
Molecular function (GO): oxidoreductase activity
Source: RefSeq, a predicted model, not a curated record